This is a messenger RNA of Musca vetustissima, 621 nucleotides long. Its product is annotated as larval cuticle protein A3A-like. The transcript is spliced from 3 exons. Lineage: Eukaryota; Metazoa; Arthropoda; Insecta; Diptera; Muscidae. Gene Ontology annotation, cellular component: extracellular matrix. The record is from RefSeq and is a predicted model, not a curated record. Bases 1 to 621 code for a protein of 206 amino acids.
AUGGCAUUCAAAUUCGUAACUUUGUUCGCUGCUCUCGUAGCUGUUGCCAGCGCCGGUGUUGUCCCAGCCACUCCAUUAGCCGCCGUUGCCAAGGUCGAAGAAUACGAUCCCCAUCCCCAAUAUUCGUACGGUUAUGAUGUUAAAGAUGCCAUCUCUGGUGACUCCAAGACCGCCGUGGAAACCCGUGAUGGUGGUUUCGUUCAAGGUCAAUACUCUUUGAAUGAUGCUGAUGGUUACAGACGUAUUGUUGACUACACCUCCGAUCCCAUCAAUGGUUUCAAUGCUGUUGUCCGCCGUGAACCUUUGGUAGCUGCUGCUCCCAUUGUCAAGGCUGCCGUAGCUGCUCCCGUCGCUGCUUAUGCUACCGCUCCUUUCACCUAUGCUGCCCCAGCUGCUUAUGCUGCCACCCCUGUAGUCAAUACUGUUGCUCCAGCUCAUUUCGGAUAUGCUGCCCCAGCUCCUUAUGCUGCCGCCCCUGUAGUCAAGACUGUUGCUCCAGCUACCUUCGGUUAUGCUGCCCCAGCUGCUUAUGCCGCCUCUCCCGUAGUUAAGACUACCGUUGCUGGUCCAGCUGUCGUCAAAACUAGCUUCGCAUCUCCCCUUAUCUCUUACGCUUAUUAA